Molecule: messenger RNA, 1569 nt
Organism: Symbiodinium sp. CCMP2456
Lineage: Eukaryota; Dinophyceae; Suessiales; Symbiodiniaceae
Source: the annotation of a GenBank genome assembly
AUGCCUGGGAUGGGCCUCGGCCAGCUGCUGCGGAAUGUCGGUCACCUUGAAGAAGAAGGUGCCUGGAGCAUCCGACGGCAUCCGCAGAGAUCCAGUUUUCAGGAGGCAAGUGGCGGAGCGCCACCCCCGAAGGAGGGGCUAAAGAAAGUGGAGAAGGUUUCUCAGAAUGUGGGAUGUGCUCCUGGCUUUCGAUGUAUGUCGAAAAUCAGCGAGUUCGGCAUGGAGCACAAUGGUGAGUACAAGCGCGUCACUACGCCGAAGCUACCUGCCAGAUUUGAGCAAAGGGACGUGUGGGAGUGGGGUUGUCCAGCCAGAGGCAAUAUGACUUCCACCGGGAAGUGCCACCCACCAAAGCCAGGUGAGGAAGCCGAAGCAGGAAUGUGCUGGUCCCAGAAUGCAAUGCUCGCUGGGCCAAAGACUCCUUGCGGCACUUCUGGCGACAAGUGCAUGUGCGUGAAGCCGGUCACAAGUGAUGGGUCAAUCGGCUAUGGGUACCGCAGCCGCGACAUUCUUCCGGAGUUCACCGAGGGCGACUCGAGUGAUGCCGGAGGAGUGGAGGUGGUCAUGGGUAACUUUCAGGUCCAGCCACUUCCACACUGUGAUGACUGUUUAGCGCUGAGCAGCAACUGGGAGCAAUGUUCGGAAUGUGCGAACUGCUCUUACGGCACGAAAGACUUGGACGGGCGGACUCUCGCUUGCUUCGACAAGGACUUUCAGCCACCCGGAGCGGCUGCCGAUGCUGCCGAGAUGCCACAGGCAGGGGAGGAGUAUCGGAAGAAGAACUUCGUCCUGCUACAGGGCAAGCGAGCAGAGGAGCAGGAUCUGUGGACCAUUCCUCAAUAUCCGCUGUGGGAUCCGGAGCCUGAUGGUAUGGAAGCAGAGGAUGCGAACGGCGGACAAGUCUUUCCGUUCCAGAUUAACACGGAGCCUCUUUCCAACGAGGCAUGGGUCAAGGCAUACAAGACAGCUGCUCCAAGAAUUCAGUCUUUGAUGGAUACCAUUGCAAAGAAGCUGAAGACUCGUUGGGGACCAGGAGCUCCGACAGAGGAGUGCUCGCAACUUUUUGAAGCGAGAUAUGUCAAGGCACAAUCAGCCAGGAAAAUGUGCAAGGAAAUGCAGACGCUGCAGGCCACUCUGGCGCCUGGAGAGCUUGGCACCUUUCCUCGAAGAUCUCCAUCAUCAGGAGAGCUCCUGCGCUGCGAGUUUCAUCGGAAGGACACCUGUGAGAGGCUCAACUGUUAUAGCCAUGACGACGGUUAUGCCCAAGCCGUGGGUGACUUGAGAAAGCGGGACGGCGAAUGCAAGCUCGAAAGAGAAGCAGAGCUCGAACGUGAGCAUGAUCAUCAGGCAAAGACAUCUUCGCCAGCAGCCAAAGGUGCGCUUAGUGUGAAGGACCUGAUGAAGGAAGAGGAGACGCCCCUAGUUCCAGAGGACGGUGUGAAGAAGGUGCAGCAGGUGAUACCAUCGGCGGCACUCGUUCUAGUCCCCCCAGGCUGGAAGCGAAAGCCAAGACAGCGUGCAGGUGAUUUUCUCGGCGACGCAACCAUGCUGCUCGAAAGCUGUGAGUAG